AUGAUGAUGCAGGCGUUCCGGCGGCUGCGUGGAGAGGGCAGCUUGGAGGCGGACCUCCGCCAGAUCUCGGAAGGCUCCGUCGCGGCGUCCCCACCCAAGGAGGUUUUCGCCAGAGUCAUGCAGGCAUCAGAAUACGCAGAGGAGCGGAAGCGAAUCGUUCUCCACAUGCAGGCUUGCUUGGCAGACACGCGCUGGCGCCCAAUCCUCUCAGGACUGUCGCUGCUCUCGGAAUUAUUGCAACGUGGAUGCCACCGGCUUUUUGAGGAGAUGGCUCAGGGCUUCCACUUCGACCCACUUCAACGUCUGAGCCUCCUGGAGCGCUUCCAGUACGGCGAGGACCCGCGCGUGCAGACGCUCAUUCGGCAGAAGGCCUCCAAGUUGCGCGAAGCUCUACUUGAGAAAUUGGCCUCCAGUACAGACACACCAGUGGAGGAGUUGAAAGGAUUCUCAAAUGCCGAUGUCUUGGUGCCGACACAGCGAAGGCAAGGGCCGAUCAAUGGUGUCGCAUUGAUCGGGCACACUGCCGAUACCGACGACGAGACCAGCGAUGGUGAGUUCUCGCCCGGCCUGCAGCAUGCGGCCUCGACGGUUUCGACCGACUCCUCUGGCGAAGCCGGAGACCUCCUGCAGCUCGAAGGUGAUGCUGUCAAAACUGUGGGUCCGGGGAACACCGAUCUGGUGGUGGACCUGCUAGACCUUGCGUAA
Symbiodinium sp. CCMP2456 is the source of this 705-nucleotide messenger RNA. Lineage: Eukaryota; Dinophyceae; Suessiales; Symbiodiniaceae. The record is from the annotation of a GenBank genome assembly.